Microthlaspi erraticum is the source of this 2970-nucleotide messenger RNA. The record is from the annotation of a GenBank genome assembly. NCBI's taxonomy places the organism in Eukaryota, Viridiplantae, Streptophyta, Magnoliopsida, Brassicales, Brassicaceae.
AUGAGAAUUGAUGAGAACGAAGGCGUCUCUGCUUCGAGCAAGCACUUGGUCUUCGCUUACUACGUCACUGGACAUGGCUUCGGUCACGCCACUCGCGUCGUCGAGGUUGUUCGUCACCUGAUCGCGGCGGGGCACGAUGUUCACGUCGUCACCGGCGCGCCUGAUUUUGUCUUCACAUCCGAAAUUAAGUCCCCGAGGCUCUUUAUUCGAAAGGUUCUGUUGGAUUGUGGAGCUGUGCAAGCUGAUGCAUUGACAGUCGAUCGUCUUGCCUCGUUAGAAAAGUAUGUAGAAACAGCUGUGGUUCCUCGAGCUGCAAUAUUGGAAACAGAAGUGGAGUGGCUUCAUUCUGUCAAAGCCGAUUUCGUGGUGUCUGAUGUCGUCCCGGUCGCGUGCCGUGCAGCGGCUGAUGCUGGGAUACGUUCUGUCUGUGUCACCAAUUUCAGCUGGGAUUUUAUCUAUGCUGAGUAUGUGAUGGCUGCUGGAUAUCACCAUCGCUCCAUCGUUUGGCAGAUAGCUGAAGAUUAUUCUCACUGCGAGUUCCUAAUUCGCCUUCCAGGAUACUGUCCAAUGCCUGCUUUUCGUGAUGUCAUCGAUGUGCCAUUAGUCGUGAGAAGACUUCAUAAAUCUCGAAAGGAGGUGAGGAAAGAACUCGGGAUUGCUGAAGAUGUGAAUGUUGUUAUACUCAAUUUUGGUGGACAGCCUUCAGGGUGGAAUUUGAAGGAAGAGUCAUUACCAACUGGCUGGCUGUGUCUGGUUUGUGGCGCAUCUGAGACCCAGGAGCUUCCACCAAAUUUUGUAAAGCUUGCUAAGGAUGCUUAUACACCUGAUAUUAUAGCUGCAUCUGACUGUAUGCUUGGGAAAAUUGGUUAUGGCACUGUCAGUGAAGCCCUUUCUUUCAAGGUGCCGUUUGUCUUUGUACGCAGAGACUAUUUCAAUGAAGAACCUUUCCUGAGAAAUAUGCUCGAGUUUUAUCAAUGUGGUGUUGAGAUGAUCAGGAGAGACCUAUUAAUGGGCCAAUGGAAGCCAUAUCUUGAACGUGCAGUUAGCUUGAAACCUUGCUACGAGGGUGGCAUCAAUGGUGGUGAGAUUGCAGCUCACAUUUUACAGGAGACAGCCAUUGGAAGACAUUGCGCAUCUGAUAAGUUAAGUGGUGCAAGAAGAUUACGUGAUGCGAUAAUCCUGGGAUAUCAGCUACAGAGAGUCCCUGGAAGGGACAUUGCUAUUCCGGAGUGGUAUUCAAGGGCUGAAAAUGAACUAGGUCAAUCUGCUGGAUCAUCGCCUACAGUUCAAGCGAACGAAAACAACUCAUUGGUGGAGUCGUGCACCGAUGAUUUUGAUAUCCUUGAAGGUGAUGUCCAAGGUCUUUCUGAUACAUGGGCUUUCCUUAAGAGUUUAGCCAAGCUAGAUGCUGUUCAUGAUUCUGAAAAUAGUGUGGAGAAGAAAACCAUGCGUGAGCGUAAAGCUGCUGGUGGGCUCUUCAAUUGGGAGGAAGAAAUCUUUGUUGCCAGAGCACCUGGAAGGUUAGAUGUGAUGGGUGGAAUUGCUGACUACUCAGGAAGCCUUGUCUUGCAGAUGCCAAUAAGGGAAGCUUGCCAUGUAGCUUUGCAAAGAAACCGUCCUGGCAAGCAGAGACUGUGGAAACAUACACAAGCCAGGCAGCAAGCUAAAGGACAAGUAGCAACACCAGUUCUGCAAAUUGUCUCGUAUGGAUCAGAGAUCAGCAAUCGUGCCCCUACGUUUGACAUGGAUAUGUCUGAUUUUAUGGAUGGAGAUAAACCAAUUUCUUAUGAAAAAGCAAGGAAGUUCUUUGCUCAGGAUCCAGCACAGAAGUGGGCAGCAUAUGUUGCUGGGACAAUCUUGGUGCUGAUGACAGAACUUGGUGUGCGUUUUGAGGAUAGCAUCAGCUUGCUGGUGUCUUCUGCAGUGCCUGAAGGUAAAGGUGUAUCUUCAUCUGCUGCUGUGGAGGUGGCGAGCAUGUCAGCAAUAGCUGCUGCUCAUGGACUGACUAUCGGCCCCCGAGAUCUUGCUAUCCUCUGCCAAAAGGUGGAGAAUCACAUUGUUGGAGCUCCAUGUGGUGUUAUGGAUCAGAUGACUUCCUCCUGUGGGGAAGCCAACAAACUCUUGGCCAUGAUCUGCCAACCUGCAGAAGUAGUUGGGCUAGUUGAGAUUCCCAACCAUGUCAGAUUUUGGGGUAUUGAUUCUGGAAUUCGACACAGCGUUGGAGGCGCAGACUACGGGUCGGUCAGAGUUGGCGCCUACAUGGGGAGAAAGAUGAUAAAGUCAGUGGCGUCUUCGAUUCUGUCACAGUCAACGUCAAGUGCUAAUGGAGGCAACCCGGAAGAACUAGAGGAUGAAGGGAUCGAUCUACUUGAGACCGAAGCUUCAUUAGACUAUCUGUGCAAUCUGUCGCCUCACAGAUAUGAAGCCCGCUAUGCGGAUAAGCUUCCAGAUUUCAUGGUGGGUCAGAAAUUCAUUGAGGAAUACGCAGACCAUGAUGAUCCGGUCACAGUCAUUGAUCAAAAGCGUUCUUACAGUGUUAGAGCUCCUGCCAGACACCCUAUCUACGAAAACUUCCGUGUCAAGACUUUUAAAGCGCUUUUGACUUCUGCAACAUCGGAUGAGCAGCUUACUGCUCUUGGGGGUCUUCUUUAUCAGUGUCACUAUAGCUACAGCGCGUGUGGACUAGGAUCCGAUGGCACCAACCGGCUGGUCCAGUUAGUACAAGGGAUGCAGCAUAACAAGUCUAAAACCGACGACGGAACUUUAUACGGAGCCAAAAUCACCGGUGGUGGCUCCGGCGGAACAGUCUGCGUCAUAGGCCGUAACUCAUUGCGCAGCAGCCAACAAAUUCUCGAUAUUCAGCAGAGAUACAAAGCUGCGACAGGGUAUUUGCCACUGAUAUUCGAAGGUUCGUCACCUGGAGCUGGCAAGUUUGGUUACCUCCGGAUCCGGCGUCGUAUCUCUCUCUGA